Messenger RNA from Corticium candelabrum, 908 nucleotides. Its product is annotated as plexin A3-like. Gene Ontology annotation, molecular function: semaphorin receptor activity. Gene Ontology annotation, biological process: regulation of cell migration; semaphorin-plexin signaling pathway involved in axon guidance. The transcript is spliced from 4 exons. NCBI's taxonomy places the organism in Eukaryota, Metazoa, Porifera, Homoscleromorpha, Homosclerophorida, Plakinidae. Bases 24 to 908 code for a protein of 294 amino acids. Gene Ontology annotation, cellular component: semaphorin receptor complex; plasma membrane. The record is from RefSeq and is a predicted model, not a curated record.
UGUUAAUGUUGUGUGUGCUUUAGAUGUUGGAAGUGACAGACUACUUCCCUAAAGUGGGUCCUUCUGCUGGAGGUACUGAGGUUAGGAUAACAGGCAAUAAUCUGGACAUAGGUGAUAAUGUGACAGUGAUUCUUGCCCAUCAGAAAUGUGACAUUUUUACAAGCAGGAAAAUUGAUGAAAUAAUUUGUGUCACUGCGAAUUAUGACAUGUCAUCUAAUGCUUCUCAGUCUCUUGAUGGUCUUGUUUUGAGGAUUGAUAAUGCAACAAAUAGCUAUCUAAUAGCUCAGAAUUUUACGUACACUCCAAAUCCUACAAUACAGAGCAUUUAUCCUGGCAAAGGAUUGAAACACGGAGGUGUUGCUCUUGAAGUCAUCGGAACAUGGUUGAAUUCUGUGCAGAAUCCAAAAAUUCUUUUUCAAAAUGAUGAAUGGUCAGCAAGUGGUGACUGCAAGAAUUCUAAAAUUAACCAAAGUGUUAUGACAUGUCAACAACCUUCUGUUCUGCAAUCAGUUGCACAAGGUGGUCAUGUUUUAUUAAAUGUGACAUUUGUCAUGGAUGGUGUGCCUCAGUCAUCUCUACAACUUCCCGAUCCAUUUUUCAUCAAGCCAGAUCCUGUGUUUCGUUUUUUGGAUGAUGAUUUAACUAUUGGUACAAACAAUUACAUUCUGCUGAAAGGCAAGAAUUUGAAUGUUUUGGAGCAACAAUUUUAUACUAUUUAUCUUGGAAGAAGUAAAGUUUGCAACAUCAUCAUCUUUACUGAAGAUUUAAUUGAAUGUUCACCUGUUGGAGAUGUAGAAGCUGGACAAAUAUUUGAAAUCACAGUCACCGUUGGCAAUUUUAGUGAAGUUCUCGGAAAUGUGACAUAUGUUAAAAGUGGUAAGUAUAACGAAAACAAGUUUCCGAGAUAG